AUGGAUCAAAUUUAGGCCCAAAUAUUUGCCGCAAAUCAGAAAACAAGAUAAGCAAGUUUAUUUAUGGAAUAUAGAAAUUUGUAACCACCGAAAUUCCGAAUCGGAGAUCCGGCGACCUACCGGAUUUGGCUUUCUUCGACGGCAGAUAUUGCAGAUAUUUGAGUGACCAUGGCUGAAAUGGAUCUUCAUAUGAUGAUCAGUAACAUACCAUCCCUUAUUGAACAAUUGGGGAAGGCAUUAAAUGAUCUUGAAUCUCACGAAAAUGCCUCCAUAUAUAAGGAUUUAAUCAAGGAUAUUGAAAAACACUUCCGGAAUCUGGAGGCUGCAGUAGUGAACAAGUCUUUGGAACUGGAAAUUAGAGAGAAGGCCUUUAAGGAACAAGAAUCUGAUGCUCAUCUGCUGAUUGCUUCACGAGAGGCAGAUAUUGCUGCUAGGGAACAGAAGUUGUGGGAUCACUUGCAAGAACUUAAAGAUGCUGCAGUGUCUGCAAUUGCUGCAGUACGGGGAGAUCCUCAAGUGGCAUCCCUCGAGCAGACAGAUGUAGAGGACAGCAAAGACAUCGAGGUAAGCAGCUCUCUUGGUAUAACAAAUGCACUUCAUACUGACUCAGAGGUAAAAUCCUCUGGCAGAGCUGCUGCUGAUGCUUCUGGCAAGGUCGAACCUCGACCAGAACUGACACAAUUAUGUGAGAAGAUGGAUGCAAAAGGACUUCUGCAUUAUAUUAUAGAGAGUAAAAAGAAUAUGACCUCACUUUCUGAGGAACUCCCCGUUGCCCUUGAUGGUGCAACUGAACCAGGCCGUUUGGUACUGGCUUCACUUGAGUUCUUCUACUCUAAUGAUGAAUCUAAUUCUCAAGAUGAGAAAGGCAAAAAUGCUAUCCAUAGCUUGCGUGAAGCCUGCCUUGUAUGUAUGGAAGCCAUAGCCUCCUUGUUGGCAAAGGCUAAACCAGGUGCUGAUCACCUUCUGUGCCCUAAAAUUAAGCAGCAAGCCAAGGUCAUUGCUGAUGAAUGGAAGCCUAAGUUGGCUACUGCAGGCACUGAUGCUGCCAAUCAAGCUUCAUUGGAAACUGAGGCAUUUUUGCAGCUCCUUGCAACUUUUAGGAUUGCUUCAGAGUUUGAUGAAGAAGAGCUCUGCAAGCUUGUUCUUGCAGUGGCUCACAAUAGGCAGGGACCUGAGCUCUGCCGUUCUCUUGGCUUAGCACACAAAAUGCCAGGUGUCGUUGAAGCAUUGAUUCAUAGUGAGAAGCAAAUCGAUGCUGCUCGUUUUAUUCAUUCUUUUGAGCUGACUGAAAGAUUUCCCCUUGUCCCGCUCCUGAAAGGCUAUUUGAAGGAUUUGAGACGAAACGCACAAGGGAAAGGAGGUAACUCAGGGAAUGCAGAGGAACUUGCAGCUGUAAAGGCAAUAGUGCGGUGUAUUCGAGAUUACAAGCUUGAAGCAGAAUAUCCACUUGAGCCACUACUGAGAAGGGUUGCUCAGCUGGAGAAAGCCAUUUCUAAUGACAGAGACAAGUCUAAUGAUAAGAAAAGACCUUCUGGAUCAGGUAAACACCAGCAAUUCAAGAGACCACGAGUAACUAGAGGAACGCAUGGAUCUAUCAGGCAUGCUAACGUUCUUAGCAUACAGCCCCCAUCCGUUUUAAUUGAGAGAGCGGCUGCUAAUAAUCCAAGCAGAGUUCUUGUUGAGAGAGCAGCUUAUGCAGGAUUGCCUGAUAAGUACGCUUAUCUCAGUACAUCUUACGAUUAUCAACCUUCAAGUCAAGCCACAUAUCCCCAGCAAACCUAUGAGCAGAGAUCAUACUAUUAUCCAGCUGAUGAGGGAAUUGCUGCAAAUUCUUAUACAGCUGCUCCCCUGCCAUCCAGUUAUGCCGGUUAUGCAGGUGGUGCAUUGCCAACAGCAGAUGAGAGGAUUAAUGCAAGCUCUUAUACAUCUUCUCUGAUAUCUACUUAUGGCAACUAUGCAGGUAGCGGAACGUCAACAGCACAUCAACCCUACAUGUAGACCGAUUAGUAAUAAUAGUUUGUAGUAACAGGUUUCUCUUGCAAAGACAUAGUAGUAAUAACUGUCCUGAUUAUUUGCUAUCCAUAAUAAUACUUUUGGCUUGACUGA
Solanum dulcamara is the source of this 2106-nucleotide messenger RNA. Its product is annotated as FRIGIDA-like protein 3. The coding region runs from base 169 to 1998 and encodes 609 amino acids. The record is from RefSeq and is a predicted model, not a curated record. Lineage: Eukaryota; Viridiplantae; Streptophyta; Magnoliopsida; Solanales; Solanaceae. The transcript is spliced from 4 exons.